Molecule: messenger RNA, 7037 nt
Organism: Mus pahari (shrew mouse)
Lineage: Eukaryota; Metazoa; Chordata; Mammalia; Rodentia; Muridae
Gene: Cracd
Product: KIAA1211 ortholog
Exons: 11
Coding region: 405-4145 (1246 amino acids)
Biological process (GO): negative regulation of barbed-end actin filament capping; maintenance of gastrointestinal epithelium
Source: RefSeq, a predicted model, not a curated record
CUGGGACGUUCCCGGGGCGCGCGGCGCUCGCCAAUCGCUCUCUCCACGGCGGCGCCCUGCGAAACCGCAGUUCCCAAGAGCUGUGAUUCCCAGGCUGUCUCGGAGUUGCACCCUGAUUCCUGACGCACAUCCCCGAGGUGGGUCCACCUUUCUACAAGAAGAAAAGUUUGGUGGUGAACUAUCCGGCAACAAUAGGAGUUGUGUCCGUUCAUAACAACAAGAAGAGGGGAGGCAAAUUCCAGCCUUUUAAGAAGUUAUUUGGCAAAAGGAAAAAGAAAGGCACCCCGUUGUCUCGGGAGGAAUCGGCUGGGAGGCAGAGUCACCCGCCCCGGAGUGCCAGCAAUGGGACCUUCUCUUCGGAUGAGGAAACCCAGGAGAACAAUCUGAGGUCCUUCAACUAUUCUAUGGGAGCACGGGCGUUCUCCCAUGACAGUAUUUUUAUCCCUGAUGGGGGAGCAGAAAGUGAGCAGACAGUUCAAGCAAUGUCACAGGACAACAUCCUGGGCAAAGUCAAAACUCUUCAGCGACAGUUGGGCAAGAAUAUCAAGUUUGGGCAGCGGCCAUCGAACGCCAUUCCCAUGAAGAAGGCAGGCAGUGCAGACGCUAGCUCAGAGGAGGACUUCGUCCUCACCAGUCCCAUGGAGAUUGUGACUCAGCAGGAUAUUGUCCCCUCAGAUGCGGAGAACAAAUCCAGCGAUACACCAAGUUCCUCAAGUCCUCUGAAUCUACCUGAAGCCGGAAGUGACAUGGAAGAGAAGGUUGCUCCAGUUAAACCCUCUCGGCCAAAAAGGCACUUGUCUUCCGCCGGCACCAUCGAAAGUGUCAACCUCGAUGCCAUUCCCCUGGCUAUCGCUCGUCUGGACAACAGUGCUGCCAGGCACAAACUCUCCGUGAAGCCAAAAAACCAGAGGGUGUCAAGGAAGCACAGGUGGCUUGCCCAGGACCGACAGAAUGAACCGGGCAGCUUUGAGAGUCAGUCCUCCCUGGACCAGAACGGGCAGCUAGGAGAAGACAAGCACAUUUGGCACGGAGAAGAGCCCGAACCUUUGGAAUCCCACGAAGAGAAAAGACUUCAGGAAGAGUACUGGCGGGAACUUGAAGCCAAGUGCAAACGACAAAAAGCCGAAGCCGCUGAGAAGAGGCGCCAGGAAGAGCAGAGGCGGCAGGCGCUGGAGAGGAGGCUUUGGGAGGAGAACCUCAGACAGGAGCUGCUGGAGGAGGAGGAGGACGGGGAGGAGAGCGAUGAGGUGGUUCUGCAGCCGAAGGCAGGGAAGGCACCUCCAGAGGAAGGGCGCCAGUCUGGUCCAGAGGAACAGCGCUGUGCAGAGCAAGAGCUGGGGGGAGCCGAUGAUCCCGCUCGCCUGGAGGCAGAAGAGCGCAGGCGUGAGCAGGAAGAGACCGAGAGGCAAGAGGAGGAACUGAGGCAGCGGGAGGCCGAGAGGCAGGCAGAGGAAGCAAGGCAAUGCGAGGCCGAGAGGCAGGCGGAGGAAGCAAGACAAUGCGAGGCCGAGAAGCAGGAGGAGGAAUUGAGGCAACGCGAGGAGGCUGAGAAGCAGGAGAAACUGAGGCAGCGCGAUGCUGAAAGCCAAGAGGAGGAACUAAGGCAGCAUGAGGCGGAGAGGCAGCGCGCUCAGGAGGAGGACGCCAAGAGAAUACUGCAGGAGGAGGAGGAGGAGGAGGAGGAGGAGGAGGAAGCCAAGCGCAUAGAAGAGCUGAACGGUCGGGAAAAGGAGACACCAGAGCCGCUGGAAGGUCCGCAGAGUCCAGAAGGAGAGAGCCAGUCUUGGCUAACGGAUGACACUAACCAGCGAAGCCCACUGCAGUGGGACCUUGAGAAGCCAGGGGAACGAGAAGACCUGGAAUCCGCAGGGCAGAGAGAGAUCACGGAGGAGCCGAGAGGAGAGGUUGAGCCAGCCGAGCAGAGCGGAGACUUGGGCGCGCACUGCGGUGGUGUGGAUGGGGAAGAGAAAGAAACCGCUCAGAUAGACAGUCCCCAGCCGCAGGAGAGACAUAUAGAAGGAACACCGGCCCUGGAGGAGAAUGAGGCUACUGUGGCAGACAUAGACCGGAAGGUGGAGGAGCUCCGGUGGCAGGAGGUGGACGAGCGGCAGACCAUGCCCCGGCCCUACACCUUCCAGGUAUCCUCCGGGAGUAGGCAGAUUCUCUUCCCCAAAGUCAACCUGAGCCCGGUAACACCCGCGAAGGACGCAAGCCUGGCCCCAGCGGCCCAGGAACCGCCUGCGCCCCGCGGUGCCGCCUCUCACGCCCUGCCGUCAGCACUGAGCAUCCCACACACGGCCAUUCUGGUCACCGGAGCGCAGCUCUGCGGCCCGGCGGUCAACCUGAGCCAGAUCAAGGACACGGCGUGCAAGUCCCUCCUGGGGCUGUCAGAAGAAAAGCGCCCUGUGGACGUCCCCACCGUGGAGUCCAGGGCCGGCAGUGGGAAGGCCAGGCCUGCCCCAGAGUCACCAAGCAAUGCAGCCGCGCUAGCCGAGUGGGCUUCCAUUCGAUCCAGAAUCCUGAAGAACUCGGAGGGCGACCAGCGUGGCGACAGAGAGCCGGCCAGAGCCGGGGACGAGCCAGCGCCUCGAGCGCGGUGCGAUUCCCGAGGGAACGUGCGCAGGACGCCGCCAGUCAACGCCAAGUUCUCCAUCAUGCCUGCCUGGCAGAAGUUCUCAGACAGCAGCACAGAGAUCUUCAGACAGAGCCUGGACGGGGAGAGCGGAAGGAAAAGGCCGGGGCUAGCGCCCAGCGAAGAGACAACACCCCAGCCUCAUGCGGCGGCUCAGCAAGAGGUAAGCCAAGAGCCACCAGACACCACAGACGGAUGCAAAUUUGCCAAAGACCUUCCAUCUUUCCUCGUUCCAGGCCUGCCUUCUCCGCAGAAAGCUGCGUCCCGUACGGAGUCCACGACCACUGUGGACAGCGAGACCACGAGUGACGUGGGAAGCCCAGACCCUGCGAUGCCAGGAGGCGAGGAAAAGGCCUCGCCCUUUGGAAUAAAAUUGAGGAGGACCAACUACUCCUUGCGCUUCCACUGUGACCAACAGGCCGAACAGAAGAAGAAAAAGAGGCACAGCAGCACAGGAGACAGUGUGGAUGGGCCCACCCCCGCAACUGGGAGUGCCUCUGGAGAGAGAGGGCCUGAAGCCACGGGCCUCAAGCAUGGCUCGUCCCUUCCCCAGGAGAGAAAGCCAGCCCUAUCGCCUCGGAAGGACUCUGCUGAAAGCCAUUCUAGCGGUCACUAUGUUGUUGUAGCCCAGUCUGGUCUACCACCGGCCAGUGGCCAGACCCCAGCUCCAGAGCAAGACAAGGCAGCAAGCAAAAUGCCAUCCAUGCAGAAGCCGGCCCUGGCUCCCAAGCCUGCCAGCCAGACCCCACCUUCAUCCCCACUCUCCAAAUUGAGCAGACCUCACAUAGUAGAGCUUCUUGCUAGGCGAGCUGGGAAGCUCGACUCCGAGCCCAGUGAGACUGCCAAGGAGAGCAGUGAUAACCAGCCACCCACACCAUCCCUGCCGGAGGAGCUGAAGGGGCAGAAGAGGGAUGAGAAAGAUGUGCCAGAAAAGAAGCCCGCUUCCCCGCCUCUGCCAGCCAGUCAGCAAGAGAGACCUUCGCUAACUCCUGAAACAGAGAAACCUGUGCUUCAGAGCAGGCACUCUCUCGAUGGCUCCAAGGUGACAGAGAAAGUUGAAACUGCUCAGCCGCUGUGGAUAACAUUGGCACUCCAGAAGCAGAAGGGAUUCCGAGAGCAGCAAGCAACUCGGGAAGAGAGGAAACAAGCCCGGGAGGCCAAGCAAGCAGAAAAGCUCUCCAAAGAGACCGUCGGUGUCAGCCUACAGCCCGGAGGCAGCCGGGCAAGCAAAGCUGCUCCCGUGCACAAACCUGCUGCUCCGUCUGAAGAGAAAAAGCCAGAAACGGCUGUGUCCAGGCUGCAGCGCAGAGAACAGCUGAAGAAGUCCAACACUCUGCCCACGUCUGUGACAGUGGAGAUCUCAGACUCUGCGCCCUCAGCACCACUGGUAAAAGAGGUCACCAAGAGGUUCUCCACCCCAGAUGCUGCCCCCGUGUCCACAGAACCUGCCUGGCUGGCUUUGGCCAAAAGGAAAGCAAAGGCCUGGAGCGACUGUCCGCAAAUUAUUAAGUAAACAGUGACUUUUAUCCACGUCCUCGGCCAGUUGUUGGCUCUUCUCUUGCCCUUUUUAUUUAUUUAUUUUUUUAUAUGAGGUUAAUGGAACCAGGCUAGGGAAAAGAAGCAUGCUCUCUAGGCUCCAAAAUAAUGUUUAGAAACAGAACUGGUGGGGUUCGUUGUAAAGAGUGUAUUUGCACAACCCUGGGUCCUGGUGCCUUGAGCUCCCCCUAGUUCUCAAGAGACAGUUUUGUCUGAGGGACCACGAGAAGCAAAAUCUGCAAGUGAGAGCUCUUCAGGAGAGCGCCAUGCCCACCCAUGGCCUUCACAUAUGCACACCCAUGUACCAUUUCAGAACAUGUCCUUUUGCCAAGCUUUGUAAAUCGUUUUGUUUUUUUGAUUCUCUUCUAUUCCAAAACACUGACCCUACUAUGUUUGCAUAUGUAACAGUGACAGGUUCACAUGUACAUUAAACAUGGUGUCACUCUCCUGAAUGCAGGAACUGGAGAAAUAAGGAAAAAGCUGGCUCCCAACUCUGUGCCUAUGUCUGGUUUUCAUGAAUUCCCCCAACCCUAAAAACCACAACAUAGCAAACCCACUCUCACUCCUACUAUGCUUGGUCCGUGGUGUGCCCCGUCUAACCCCCUUUAAAGACACAUGGACCAUUUGGCCUCGCCGGCUCCUAAGGGACGUUUGUAUUUAACCUGGUGAGAACAGGGAUUGUGUGUCAGACUUGUCUCCGAGAAUCUCUCCGGAGUGCAUGGGCUCACCUGCAGCCCGGGCUGCAGCGCAGGCUCUGGGAGCAGAGGAUGGGCUUAGAAUAUACAUUUUUAGGAAACUCUUCAGAUGUUAUAACCCAAAGGUUAAGGACCUUGGGAGUAGACUUGGUUUUUGUCAUUGAGCUUUUCAGAUACGAAGGGAAGGCUUGCUCCACCUGAAGAUGCAAAAGUGAGACAAGAAAAUAAAGUCGUCACCUCACCCACACCAGCCAUGUAUGUACGAUAGUUUAGGUUGCUGGCCUUCCAUGCCCCUCAAGUUUUCCCUUGGCUGUUAGGGGAAAUGAACAAGCCAAGAUGUGUAACCUAUUUAUACUAAGGACUUCCAGCAGAGAAUUUUUCUUUUUUCCUUUAAUGUACUUGAAUAAUUCAGAGUCGAAUGUUCCAAAGCAAUUACAAUUUAGAGCAUUCACCUUGAUACCUUUAAAAAAAGAAGCAUCUCAGAGUUUUACGUGGCCUUGUUAUCACACACAUGUGCAUACAAAGAAGGGACUUAGCAGUUUCAAAGCCACAUGUAUUCAUUUCUCUAGAUUUGCUUUACGUGACACUAGACAUCCCAGCAAAUGUCCUCGCGCUGCUGGCACUAGCUCUGCAUUUCAUGCUGUUGACUUAUUUUCCUUUUCAUAGAUUCUUACCCUAAAAUGUAGGUGCGGAUUCUUUGCCCAGGGCAGUGGGGGGAGAUUACACCCUUCUUCCUCCCGCGCUAACAUGUCUUAUAGCAUCCAUUCCUACUUCUCCUCUGUGCUGACUCAAUAUGCAAUGUGCUAUUAUUCUGUCUACCCUACAGGAUGACAGGGAUGCUGUUUGCCAUAUAGAAACCAUGUUCUCUCUAGAAACAAUAGCUCAGCUUCAUGAAGCAGCUGGCAUGUGUGGUCAAGUGGAUAGCUGUACUAUUGCAAGUUGGAUUUAGUAUUAUAUAUACUGGACCUUCAGACUGUUAAGAAUCAAUGUAACUUUUUUUUUUUUUUUUACUGUUAUCGUAAGCAACUAAUAUUCCACUGCACGUUUCCCACACUGGUGUUCAUUCCUAACUUUUAUGUGUAGACAAUUGUUAGUUCAAUGAUUUCCUCACUGAUAUAACACUUCUGAGUGGUAAUCUCUCCACCCAAAGCCCUGGAAUGAUAGUGCUACAGUGAUUCUUCCAAAUGACUUCUCCCUUCCUUCCUGCCAGCUUUGGCCAGUACCACAGUCAUGGCAGGAAACAGGUACAGAAAUGAGAUGAUUAAGAAAAUAACAGGGCUGGCGUGGUGGUACAUGCCUUUUAUCCUAGCAUUUGGGAGGCAGAAGCAAGUGGCUCUCAAAGUGUCCAAGGCCAGUCUGGUCUACAUAAUGAGCUCCAGGCCAGCCAAGACUACAUAAUGGAGACCCUUGUCUUAAAACAAAGAAAGAAUAGUAGAUGCAUUCAUUGUGACUCAAUACCACGAGCCCAUACACAGCACAAGAAACAGCUUAGUUAAAGAUGCCCCACUAAUAUCUUGGGAAGAAGAAUCUACUGAGGAAAAGGCAGUUGUCAUACUUGCUAAAGAGUACAUGUUUAACAUUUUUAUUAAAAUCACUCCAAGCCUGCACUAAAUACCAAUCAAGUGUUAUUCUGUUCUAUUUCUGUUGCGCUCUUUGAACAACAAACUGUGGGGAAAUUCUGUGAAAACAAAAAAUUCUUUUCCUUUUUUUAAAGAAAUGAAUGACUGCUGUAUUAAAUAUACGAAUAUACAAGCUUUUUUUUUUUUAAAUUUAAACACUUCUGGCAAGGUUAUAGAUGAUUAACCUCUGUUCAUAGACUUAUAUAUGGAAGUAGAGUUUUUGUUUACUUUGAAACUGUUUCAAGUGCAAUUGUUUCUUAUAAAACAUGGUCAAUUACCAUUAAAUUCUCAUUUUAGCUGGUUAUCUGCAAAUAUAUAGUAUGUAUCCACUGUCUCUUCUUGUGAUGUUUAGUUUGCUUAUUUUAAAGCAGCAACAUUAGCUACGAGUGUCUUGCAAUAUUUUUACCAACAAUAAAAUUAAGUAGAUACUUAAUAAAAAAAAUCCUUAGUGUGAUUUUAAUAUUAUUUUGAGAUUUUGGUUGAGUACAGUUUGAAAUAUAAAAAUGUCCCAUUAUUUAAGGGAUAAGACCUUUCAAUAAAAUACUGACAAGAUCU